AUGUCACCAACACUCAAACAAGAUACGACGGCCACCACUGUCGAUGAUCAAUCCAUCUCCACCGAUUCCGCAGCAACAUCAAGAGGUUACGAAAUGGGCUCUAGAGGAUCACACAACAUUGCCAAGGGAGGUGCUCAUCCGUUCCCUAUCCCUAAAUUUGCCAAUAAAAAGGAGGAAAGAAAAUGGGCUUUACAACACAUGGCCGCUGCUUUCAGAGUAUUUGCCAGAAAAGGUUAUACCGAAGGAACUGCAGGACACAUUUCAAUUCGUGAUCCAAUUAACCCCGAUACAUUUUGGAUCAAUCCAUUGGGCAAACAUUUUGGAUUAAUGAAAGCUAGUGAUAUGGUUCAUGUAGAUGAGGAUGGUAAUUUGUUACCCGAUGGUAACCAAAUUGCUUUAAAUGCUGCUGGUUUUGCUAUUCAUUCAGCGAUUCACAAAUUACGUCCCGAUGUCAAUGCUGCUUGUCAUACCCACUCAGUAUAUGGCAAGGCAUUUGGAGCAUUGGGCAAGAAAUUGGACAUGAUUAAUCAGGAUGUCUGCACAUUCUACAACAGCCAUGCUAUUUUUACUGAUUUUGGAGGCGUGGCUUUAGAAGCUGAAGAAGGUAGAAAAAUUGCUGCUGCUUUGGGUAAUGGCAAGGGAAUAAUCUUACAAAACCAUGGUUUAUUGACUGUGGGAUCUACUGUUGAUGAGGCGGCUUAUUUAUUUACAUUGAUGGAGAAAUCAUGUCAGAUUCAAUUAGCGGCACAACUGGCUUUGUUGCCUGGUGAAUCUUUAAAGUUGAUUGGCGAUGAAGAAGCUGCUUAUUGUGAGCACCAUGAUGGUGAUCCUGAAACUUUAUAUACUGAGUUUCAACCUGAAUAUGAGAUGGAGUUGCACUUGGAUGAUGGUUUCUUAAAAUAA
This is a messenger RNA of Lodderomyces parapsilosis, 903 nucleotides long. RefSeq lists its product as uncharacterized. Gene Ontology annotation, cellular component: cytoskeleton. The transcript has a single exon. Lineage: Eukaryota; Fungi; Ascomycota; Pichiomycetes; Serinales; Debaryomycetaceae. The record is from RefSeq and is a predicted model, not a curated record. The coding region runs from base 1 to 903 and encodes 300 amino acids. Gene Ontology annotation, molecular function: actin filament binding.